AAAAAGUUUCCAUUUUGAUUUGUAUUUAAGACUUCAGCUCAUAGAAAACCUCAAAAUAUAAGUAACAGGCUACCUAAGACAUAAAACCUAGGAAACCCCUGAAAUGGUCGGGCGAGCACCGCCGUCGUUCACCGGAAAUCAAUCUCCGUGGACAAUGAAAAAGAAGAGAAGUAAAACAAUGGCAGAAGCAGAAUACUAUUUCUAUUUACCAGAUGAUUGUUGGGAACGCGUAUUCAAAUUUCUGAACGACGACGGUGAUGACUACGAUCAUAAUCGUAACUUGAAGUCUAUCUCCGUCGUCUCGAAGCAAUUCUUCUCUAUCAGCAACCGUCUCCGAUUGUCUCUCACCGUAUACGAUCCAACAACCCCUUUCCUCCACCGCCUCUUCCAUAGAUUCACAAACCUUACCUCCCUCGACCUCAGUCACUUCCAUGGCGACCUCGACGAACUUCUCUUUCAAAUCUCUCUUUUCCCAUUGAAACUCACAUCACUCAAUCUCUCUCAUAAACCUAUCAUUAUUCCCGCUGUUGGCUUGCGAAUUUUCUCCCAAAAAAUUACAACUCUAACCUCUCUCACUUGUUCCAAACUACAUUCUUUCACUAGUACUCACUUGUUCCUCAUUGCUAAUUCUUUUACUUUACUCGAAGAACUCGAUCUCUCUCACCCUUGUUUCCAGGAUCACAAUCACAACUACACUAGCUACCUACAUGGGAUUGAGGCUCUCUCGUUGGCACUUUUCAAACUCCGCAAGAUUAAUCUAUCUGGGCAUUCCUAUAUCAAUGACAAGUCCAUUUUUCACUUGCUUAAGAACGGUAACCUUCUCCAAGAUGUCAUCUUGCUUGAUUGUUUUCGAAUAACCAAACAAGGAGUUGCCUCUGCUCUCAGUCAGAAACAAACAACAUUCACAUAUUUAUGCCUUCCAAAAUUCAUUACUGCACAUAUCAUUCACUCCUUGCUGAGUUUUAAGGGUUUGACUUAUAUUGAUUUGACUUAUUCUACUAUUUCGGAUGAACUGCUCACCUCUAUUGCAAUGGAACGUCUUCCUUUGAAGAGGCUAGAUAUCGGUUUUUGCAAUGGACAUAGUUAUGCUGGUAUGUUUAGUUUGUUAUCCAAAUGUCAAUCUAUCCGACAUUUGAAUCUUCAACUCACCGAGUUUUUGAACGAUAGUCAUGUUGUGGACUUGUCUUUAUAUCUUGUUGGUUUGGUUUCUGUAAACCUUAGUCAUUGUCCCAUGGUCACAGAUUCAUCCUUGUUUGCACUAGUUAGGAAAUGUCCUUCACUUAGUGAGAUCAUAAUGAAAGAGAUUGGGGGUAAUAAGAGUAUAGUCAAUUAUGACUAUUUGAUCGAUUUUGGAGUAUACCCUCAAUUAAAGUCUCUCAAUAUGUCUUACCAUUUAUGGUUAGACGAUGAAAGCAUCAAAAUGUUUGCUUCUGUUUUUCCCAAUCUCCACCGUCUUGAGUUGAAAACUUGCAGUAAAAUAUCUCAUCAAAGUAUUGUUCAUGUUUUAAGUAGAUGCCGUAAGAUAAGUCAUUUGAAUUUAUCAUCUACAUGGUUGAAGCUACGUGGAUUGAACUUUGAAGUUCCCAAGCUUAGGAUGUUGAACUUAUCAUUUUCAGACGUGGAUGAUGAAGCACUCUAUUCGAUCUCAAACAGUUGUUGUGGGCUUUUGCAAUUGUUAAUAAAUGAUUGUUUAGGAUGCACGGAGAAGGGAGUGAAACAUGUGCUAGAAAAAUGCACACAAUUGAGAGAGAUCAAUUUGAAAAACUGUUCCAACGUGCAUACCAAUGUUGCUGCCUCAAUGCUAUUUUCAAGUCCAUCAUUGAGAAUGAUAACUCCUCCACCUCAUAUUCAUUUCACUGAAAGUGAGAGGAAACUCUUGUUGCGUCGAGGAUGCAUUGUUUGCUCAAGUUUGAACUCUCAAAGGGAAUGGGGUUGGACGCAUUAGUAGCAAUUGACGUCAUUCAAUCUCGUCAUUUGAAGUUAGAUGUGGAGCAAAUUGAGGAAGCAUUACAGAAUACUUUGGUUUUUAUAAAAAAUGAUGGUCUUUUCUGUUAAUGCUGAUCGUCGUUGUGCUGUGGCGGUAAACUCACCUUCUUCUUGGUGAUUGUAAUUUUCCAGCUUAACUAACAAAAAUUGGCUGGUAUAUACUAUCUAGCCUGUGACUUUUUACUCAGGAUGGUAAUUGUUUCUAAUUAUGUGUUUGAAUCAUAUAAAUAAGCCUCAGCAAGGCUUUUUUA
Molecule: messenger RNA, 2237 nt
Organism: Lathyrus oleraceus (garden pea)
Lineage: Eukaryota; Viridiplantae; Streptophyta; Magnoliopsida; Fabales; Fabaceae
Exons: 2
Coding region: 104-1945 (613 amino acids)
Biological process (GO): SCF-dependent proteasomal ubiquitin-dependent protein catabolic process
Cellular component (GO): SCF ubiquitin ligase complex
Source: RefSeq, a predicted model, not a curated record